UACGGUAGUCUUCUUCUCUUCCUAUAUAAUAGUGCGCGCUAGCUAAGUAAAUCCCACCAUCACAAUUCACAACUUUUAUGAAGUCCCAGUAAUUGCAAUUCCUCUAUGUUGGCAUUCCUAGCUAAAUGGAAUACAUGACUUUUGCAUUAAUGCUUUUGUGCUUUCAUGUAAUAUGGCUGUCAAUAGCAUGCCAAGGCUUCAGCAGCCUGCAACCACAUAAUCUUAGCAGCUGUAAUCUCUACGAGGGGAAGUGGGUAUUUGAUGACACGUAUCCUCUAUACGACUCAGCGGUCUGUCCCUUCAUAAAAAAAGAGUUCAACUGCCAGAAAAAUGGAAGACCAGACAAGUUGUACCUCAAAUACAAAUGGAAGCCAACUGCUUGUGAAUUGCCAAGAUUUAAUGGAGAAGAAUUCUUGAGGAGAUACAGAGGAAAGAAAAUAAUGUUUGUAGGGGACUCUUUGAGCUUGAACCAGUGGCAGUCUCUCACUUGUAUGUUGCAUUCUGCAGUGCCCUCAUCAAACUUUACUCUUCGGAAAAAAGGACACCAAUCUACCUUCACAUUUCCAGAGUAUUCGAUCUCAUUAAUAUUGUGGCGUAAUGAAUUUCUAGUGGAUAUUGUGAAAGAUAAGAAGCUGGGCAGAAUUUUAAAGCUGGACUCUAUUAAAGGAGGCAAUGCCUGGAAAGGAUUUGAUAUGUUAAUUUUCAAUACCUGGCACUGGUGGCUUCACAGAGGCAAACAUCAAGUAUGGGACUAUAUGCAGGAAGGCGAUAAGAUUUACAAAGACAUGGAUCGUUUAGAUGCCUUUCGGAAGGGACUCAAAACAUGGUCACAAUGGGUAGAUUACAAUGUUGAUCCUUCCGAUACACAGGUCUUUUUUCAGGGCAUCUCCCCCACCCAUUACCAUGGGAAAGAGUGGAAUGAACCAAAAUCAACUUGCAAAGGCCAAACCAAACCACUGGGUGGUUCGGUGUAUCCUGGAGGAUCAGUGCCCGCGGUGGUAGUGGUUAAUGAAGUACUCAGUAGUAUGAAGAAAGCAGUCACAUUGCUGGACGUGACGACACUAUCACAGUUGAGGCCAGAUGGGCAUCCUUCACAUUAUGGCUAUAAGCGAAAGAAGAAUGAUUGUAGCCAUUGGUGCCUUGCUGGUACUCCUGAUACUUGGAAUCAAAUUAUGUAUGCAAUUCUGGUCUCAAGUGAAACUCCUUAGUAUCAAGUCAAUGAUAUCUGAAAAAUAUACAUAUCAAGUAUUAACAUCCAUCCU
Molecule: messenger RNA, 1262 nt
Organism: Daucus carota subsp. sativus
Lineage: Eukaryota; Viridiplantae; Streptophyta; Magnoliopsida; Apiales; Apiaceae
Product: protein trichome birefringence-like 38
Exons: 5
Coding region: 126-1208 (360 amino acids)
Cellular component (GO): Golgi apparatus
Molecular function (GO): O-acetyltransferase activity
Source: RefSeq, a predicted model, not a curated record